Molecule: messenger RNA, 1624 nt
Organism: Mercurialis annua (annual mercury)
Lineage: Eukaryota; Viridiplantae; Streptophyta; Magnoliopsida; Malpighiales; Euphorbiaceae
Exons: 3
Coding region: 209-850 (213 amino acids)
Source: RefSeq, a predicted model, not a curated record
AAAAACCAUCAGAUUUAAUGUAGUUUUUGUUUUCACUAUAAAAUAAAGUUCAAUCGAACAAUUAUUAACUCGCGAGUAGCUUAAAUCGUUCACAUCAAUAUUUUGAAGAUAUCUUUUUAGGCUGGCUUCUUGAAUGUUAAACUUCAGGUGUUCUCUGAAAAUUUAACACAUCUUCAGAAUUUGAGUAUUCUGCUCUUGUUUUAAGUGCAUGAACCGUAUUGUGCAAUGUCCUACUUUGGAAGAGUUAACUAUAGUUAAUUGCCCAACCAACUUUGCUUGUAAAAUCUUAGGGGAACCAGAAGCAAAUGCAUCAUAUGAGACUACUGCAGCAAAGGUGCUUUUCCCAAAGUUGAAGUACCUGAAACUGUCAAUAGUUAAGUUUGAGAAGAUAUGGCAGGCUAGGCAGUGGGAACUGUCUCAUCUCCUUCAGAUUUUAACAGCCUGGAAUUUAGAAGGGUGCGGCAAUCUAAAAUAUCUAUUAUCAUCAUCUAUGGUUAAAUGUUUGCCUCAUCACAAAACACUUGAAAUAUGCAAUUGUAUGAGUAUGGAAGAAAUCGUUGUUGCGGAAGAAUUUGAAGGACGGCUGGGGGAGUUGUUUCUGCCUGAGUUAAACUUACUGAAGCUCAAAGAUCUUCCAAAACUCGUGCAGUUCUGUCAGAGUGACUUGCUUGAAUGUCCUGCCUUAGAAAGCCUGUGGAUAGAAAAAUGCUUUGAAUUGAGGACAUUUAUAUCCAAUGCUCAAAGCUCAAACAAGACAGCUGGUAAUGAGCUUGAGAUGCUGAAUUCCUCACUCUUUGAUGAAAAGGUGUUUUUUUUAUCCCUCUUCUUUUCGUUUCUAUUAAUUUUAUGAGAGAAAUUUGAGAAUGUUAAUUUUUUUUAAGCGAUGGAACAUGUUGUAUUUCCUAAUUUGGAGCUGCUUCUACUUCUCAAAGUUGGUGGUUCAAGGUAAUAUGGAGCAAUGAGCUCCGCGAGGAUUCCUUUUGCAAACUGAAAACAUUGAAAGUCACAUUUAUGAAAGAACUGCAGAUGAUGUUCCCGGCGAAACUCGUGACGAGAUUCCAGAAUCUUGAGUGGUUGGACAUAAGCUGUUGUGAUGCUCUCGGAGUGGCGUUUAGUCUUCAAGGCCUGACAAAUGGUAAAGAAACACAUGUUGUAGAAACGAUUCCAUUGAAACAGUUAAAAAUAUUCAACCUCCCAAAUUUGAAGUAUGUAUGGAAUGAGGACCCUGGAGGAAUUCUUGAAUUUCAAGACCUUUGUAUUAUGGAUGCAACUGCAUGUCCAAGUCUGAAAUUUCUCUUUCCAAACUCCAUGGCAAGGAAUCUUCAGUGUCUGCAAGAGAUGUGCGAUUGAAGAUAUCGUUGGUGUGUUUCAAAAUCUGACAAUUCAGGAAGUAUCAAAAUGUCGGGAACUAAAAAAUCUGAUAACUUCCUCAACAGCUAAAAGAACGAUGAAACUCGUGAGGACAGAAGAAAAGGAUGGGGACCGGAAAUCUUAAUUCCACCAUACAACAGUUGUAUACAGAAACGAAUGCAGAGGAAUGGUGAUCCAUCCACUAUCAGCUCAAGCAGAAGUACUCAAUGCACUCUAUGUUUGUUCUCUUUUAUUAUCCAUUUUAAUUUUUAGC